Messenger RNA from Exaiptasia diaphana, 1977 nucleotides. RefSeq lists its product as uncharacterized. The record is from RefSeq and is a predicted model, not a curated record. The transcript is spliced from 2 exons. NCBI's taxonomy places the organism in Eukaryota, Metazoa, Cnidaria, Anthozoa, Actiniaria, Aiptasiidae. The coding region runs from base 9 to 1085 and encodes 358 amino acids.
UUUGCRAAAUGCUCUACUUUCAGCUCAUCAAGUGCAAGCAAGAUGGCGACUGUAACAGCCCUUUAGCAUCAUGUCAUGCAAUUUUUAAAUUUUGCAUAAAUUUGCAAUCAAAAGUAUCAGCAACAACGACCAGGAAUCAAUCACCCUGCAAUUGUCUCAACAACGAAUACUGUCAUCCCAUAUUUGYCAGAUGUCUUCCCAUUCUCACGGCUCCAGCAAUACGAAACAGUCGGAAGCCAACUGCUCUCAAAUGCUUCAACGACUCUGACUGUCAGGCCAGCAAAUACUGUCACCAACAAUUCAAAACAUGUCUUGAUAUACUUGCAAUACCAACUCUCGUUACCACAAAAUCCAGUGCCAUCUCCUGCAAAAACGAUUCUAACUGCGCAGUACAGCAAUAUUGUCACACAAUUUUCAAGAUGUGUUUGAUGAAGCCCAAUAUUUCAUCAGUCAAUACUACAACAUCGCAGUCAAGGUUUGCAUGUUCCACCGAUACAGACUGUAAAGCCGGUUACUAUUGCCACAACAUGACAAAUAUUUGCUUUAAAAUGCGUGCGGUUACAAAGUCAAUUCAGUCACGUAUGCCUUCGCCACCMAAGAAGAAAWACUCKUGUAGRAWUGAYUCCGACUGUAGGAUAACUGAGUUCUGCUACCAUAUCUUUGGACAGGUAAAAGUUGUAGCGCGGCAUAAGMGCAAAUGUACAGAUGGAUUAGGAUGCUUUCAAAAACAGUCCCGUCGUGCAACAGGGGCAUGUAUACCAAAGAUUGUUACAUUUGAUCCGCCAUAUUUCAACUGCAGAAGWGAUAAAGAUUGUGGAGAUGGCAAAUGUUGUUUAAAGAAAAUUGGAGUUUGCARAAACAUCCUUAAAAGGGGUCAGCCAUGCGUCACAAAGAAUGCUGAUUUUACCUGYGCAUGCUCAAAAAAGCUCUUCUGUAAAUCAAAUGCCAAAGGAAAAAAGCUCAAGGGAAGACGACUUGAAAGAAAGCUAAAAAUCUCAAAACACAUCCGUCACUUACUUCUAAACAAAGGGCUUCUGUACCAUAAAAAGUACACGUAUGGGCGUUGCCAACAUGUGGCCAAUUAGCUUGUGAUCUUCGACGUAUUGGUUAUGAAUCACGUCUUUAUCGGUCGACGUCGGUAUUUACAGAUAUACUGUGUAUAUUGAACCCUGGACUGAGUAGUGACUUCAGUAUAAUAAAUAGCCUAAAACAUUGGACUUUGCAGGAGACAAAGCUAUAUAGACGCUAAAAAGCGCUCAUGAAUGAUGUUUUUGUCAUAUAUAUAUCCAGGAAAAUAGAAUCAAAAUAUCGAAUCAAUAUCAUGUUAGAAUUACGACAACUGACCAAUAGGCUUGUAAAAUCAUAUAAGCCUGUUACAUGCAUAUAAGAUAAGCMUGAUAUCAAGGAAACCUUAGCAUAAGCCUUAGACACGGUAGUAAUGGGAUGUCUCUAAUGACAGCUCCCAUUUGUUGACAAAGCGCAUCGUGUAAAUCGGUWUUAAAUUUGCCCUUACACUGUUGCAACACAAGUUGCAGAAGAAAUGCAAAGAUUAAUAGGAAUCGCCUUUCACCAUUUUUUUUAUUACAUGUAGCGCUGCACGAAUAAAGUACAACCAUUCGCUGCGCAUUGCAGAGACUUAUUGCACCAAUGAGAAUUUUUGCAUGCAUAGUUUCUCAUUUCAAAUGUCCGCCAUCUUGAUUCUUGCUCCCAGCUUAUCUUGGUGGUAUUGCAAGUUGCAUAGUGRAAAUUUCACAGUGUAUCUGCAUCGUAAUUGAGAAACUGAGAUGCGAAAAUGACUGUUUAGUUUCUGAUGUUUCAGAGUGACUAAACUCCAUUUAAGACCAACACUAGGAAAGGGCGCUAGAACUGAAACUAUGACUUAUAAGAUCCAAAAAUUGCUUAAUYUAUCCAACAUAAGAUAGUCGAUAAUAAAUUGUAAAGUUUUACUUAUCUGAAAUAUACACUGAAAUGUCCUCU